Messenger RNA from Suillus fuscotomentosus, 945 nucleotides. RefSeq lists its product as uncharacterized. NCBI's taxonomy places the organism in Eukaryota, Fungi, Basidiomycota, Agaricomycetes, Boletales, Suillaceae. The transcript has 3 exons. The coding region runs from base 1 to 945 and encodes 314 amino acids. The record is from RefSeq and is a predicted model, not a curated record.
AUGACUAGAGGGCCCAACCAUGCGAGCUUUAUGUGGGGAUCGAUUGAACGGUCCUGGGUUGAAGUCGGCACCCAAUUUGCUCGCAUGUGGCGUGCAUUUUUCUAUCGACUUGAGAGGCUUCAUGACCUAGAUGUGUCCAAUGCUCAGCAUCUUUGGCUAUUACACGAGCUUUUCCUCGGGGAGAUUGAGUCUGACUGUCGCUCAUUUCAAGCUGAAUGGAAUGCACACCCUAUCUCAGGAGAGGGACAUGAUCAGAGCCCAAAUGAUAUGAGGCUUAUGGGCCAGCUCGAACAUGGGCUAUAUGCCAAUGAUUGUGAAGGAAUCCAUCCUGACAUCAUCAGACAGUACUAUGGAACUGCAGGCAAGCCUAUGCAUCGUGCACCCCAUCAGACUGGAGCAGGUCACCCCUCAGAUGAGGUAUACUCGGCUUCUGGAUCUACUGAUGGAGAAUCAGAUGAUGAAGAAUCAGAGGAGGAGUGGGAAGACAUCGAUGAUUUCAAGGACCCAGGUGGCAAAACAGAAGAUCUACAAGAGCUUCCCCAGCUCAUUGCUGCUGAUCAUGAUGCUCAUUUCCACCAUAAGCCUGUUUGUGUUCCAAAGCAUGCCAGUCCAUUCAACUCUGCUACUCUUCACAACACCUUUCAUCAAGCUUUUACUCAAGUACGAGAGGCAGGACACAUCCCAGAAGGAUUUGGUGUUCUUCCACAUGAAUGGGAUGGUGAUGAGUAUCCCUCACAUGAAAUAAUCCGAUCAGGAUGGCAGGGGACCAAGGAAUUACGAAUCCCCUUGCCUGAUUUUAUUUGGCGACCUAGGGCAAUAAAAUGGUGUCAAGCACUCGAUGUCAUGUUCAGGCUUUUGGAGCUUGCCAAUACCGAUGUUGGAUCUAGUAGUGACACAGAUAGUAAUACCGAUAGUGUUGGGCAUCACAAUGGCUCUGAUAGCUAA